Arabidopsis arenosa is the source of this 868-nucleotide messenger RNA. The record is from the annotation of a GenBank genome assembly. Lineage: Eukaryota; Viridiplantae; Streptophyta; Magnoliopsida; Brassicales; Brassicaceae.
ACCAUUGUUGCGUGUUUGGUUAUAUCUCUUCUUUUUCUUCUCUCUUACCUAAAUCAAGGGAUUUGUUCUGAUCAAACUUUUGAACAGAAUUAACAACAAAUCCCUAGAAGAAUCUGACCAUCCCUUCUUCAUCUUCUUCUCUUGAAGAUUUAAGCUCUGCAAAAAUCGUGUGAAGCUUUUGAAAUUUGGUGAAAUAGAUCGAGAAGGUACAACGAAAAUGGGCUCAGAGCAGAACAACAGCACAAGUUUUCCACCAACAGAGCCAAAGCUCUGUGAUAACGGAUGUGGAUUCUUUGGGUCACCAUCCAACAUGAAUCUGUGUUCGAAAUGUUACAGAAGCUUACGUGCUGAGGAAGAUCAAACCGCGGUAGCGAAAGCUGCGGUGAAGAAGUCUUUAAAGCUUCCAUCUUGCAGUAUCAUUGCACCGGGACAAAAACAUCCUCUGGAAAUUAAACCAGCGCAUUUGGAAACCGUUGUUGUAACCGCUGAGCCGUCUUCGGUACCUGUAGCUACGGAACAGGACGAGGCAGAGCCAUCGAGACCUGUACGACCUAACAGGUGUUUCAGCUGUAACAAGAAGGUUGGGGUAAUGGGUUUUAAGUGCAAAUGCGGUAGCACGUUUUGCGGGAAUCAUAGGUACCCGGAGAAGCAUGAGUGUAGCUUCGAUUUCAAAGAAGUUGGACGUGAUGCAAUCGCAAAGGCGAAUCCUUUGGUUAAGGCGGAUAAAGUCCAGAGGAUUUGAAAAAAAAACUUUGUUCUUUCUAAGUAUUUCUUUGUCUUCUGCAUUUGAUCAGUUUCUUCCGGGGAUGUUGAUGUGAUGUGAUCAUGUUCGAUGUUUGGUUUCCAUGAAUCAAAAUGAAAAUUGCUG